Eurypyga helias (sunbittern) is the source of this 1357-nucleotide messenger RNA. RefSeq names its product F-box-like/WD repeat-containing protein TBL1X. The record is from RefSeq and is a predicted model, not a curated record. Lineage: Eukaryota; Metazoa; Chordata; Aves; Eurypygiformes; Eurypygidae. Gene Ontology annotation, biological process: regulation of transcription by RNA polymerase II. Gene Ontology annotation, cellular component: histone deacetylase complex. The transcript has 10 exons. Bases 429 to 989 code for a protein of 186 amino acids. Gene Ontology annotation, molecular function: transcription corepressor activity; protein binding.
AUAGAUCCGGAGACUCAACGGCCAGAAUAUGGAAUCUCAAUGAAAACAGCAACAGCGGUUCCACUCAACUAGUUUUGAGGCACUGCAUAAGAGAAGGAGGACAUGAUGUCCCCAGCAAUAAGGAUGUGACUUCGUUGGACUGGAAUAGUGAUGGAACACUAUUGGCUACAGGCUCGUAUGAUGGUUUUGCAAGAAUAUGGACAGAAGAUGGUAACCUUGCAAGCACCUUAGGUCAACACAAAGGUCCAAUAUUUGCCCUGAAAUGGAACAAAAAGGGGAAUUAUAUUUUAAGUGCUGGUGUUGAUAAAACAACAAUUAUUUGGGAUGCUCACACAGGAGAAGCUAAACAGCAGUUCCCUUUCCAUUCAGCUCCUGCUCUGGAUGUAGACUGGCAGAACAACACUACUUUUGCCUCCUGCAGCACUGACAUGUGCAUUCAUGUAUGCAGACUUGGCUGUGAUCGUCCCGUUAAAACCUUCCAAGGACACACAAAUGAGGUUAAUGCAAUCAAAUGGGACCCAUCUGGCAUGCUACUAGCAUCUUGCUCCGAUGAUAUGACAUUAAAGAUUUGGAGUAUGAAGCAAGAUACCUGUGUACACGAUCUUCAGGCUCACAGCAAAGAGAUCUAUACUAUCAAAUGGAGUCCUACAGGACCUGGCACCAGCAACCCAAACUCCAACAUCAUGUUAGCAAGUGCUUCAUUUGAUUCCACCGUUCGGCUGUGGGACGUUGACCGAGGAGUCUGCAUCCACACGUUAACAAAGCAUCAAGAGCCUGUCUACAGUGUAGCUUUUAGUCCUGAUGGAAAAUAUCUAGCCAGCGGGUCCUUUGACAAAUGUGUCCAUAUAUGGAAUACUCAGAGCGGAACUCUAGUACAUAGCUACCGAGGCACCGGGGGCAUCUUUGAAGUCUGCUGGAACGCUAGAGGAGACAAAGUGGGAGCAAGCGCAUCAGACGGAUCGGUUUGUGUUCUAGACCUACGGAAGUAAGAGCGAGAUGUUUUAGAAGAAAUUUCAAAUGGACCAGCAGUGAAUGUGUGGGGAGAAGCACUCUUCAAAACUAUUCUUAACAGCUCCAGAACUGUACGAACUUGAACAAAGUUAGAGUGUACCGUGAAACCAACUCUCCCUGGCCACAGGUGUCUAGUAUUUUGUCCGUAACCUUCAUCAAGGAGUAAAAACGCAGUCACUUCAGAGGGGGAGGGAAUGGUUUACACCUGGAACAUUCAGCCUUGGAAGCAUGAAGCCACCAGCUAGGCAUUGCACUAUUUGGUUUGCGUCUGAGAACUUGCUCUGAUGGCUGGGAAAAAAAAGCUGUGCCAAAAAAAAAAAAAAAAUUAAAAAAAAGAAAAAAAAAG